Molecule: messenger RNA, 966 nt
Organism: Rubroshorea leprosula
Lineage: Eukaryota; Viridiplantae; Streptophyta; Magnoliopsida; Malvales; Dipterocarpaceae
Source: the annotation of a GenBank genome assembly
GUCAUUCAAAAAGAAUUUGGAUGGGAUAGGAUAACUCCGACAGCACUUAGCAUAGGUGCAAAGACGGAGAGCUCUUUGUGCUUCAAAAUGGCCUCGUCUUCUUCAACGCUCGCUCUAUGCUCUUCUUUCUCUGCUCAAUGCAAAGUCUCUCAUCACCAGAACCCUCUAACUUUCCCCUCAAAAUCUUCUAUUUCUCUCUUCAAACCCAAUUCUUUGAAGCUUGCGUCCCCUCCCAUCCUCUUCACAAAACCGGCAUUUUCGCCUGUUCCCAAAGUCUCCGAGUCUGAGAGUGCCUUAAUCGAGGCUGAAUUCGACGAAAGAGCGCCUGAACCGGCGCAAGUUGUGACGGCCACCAAGGAGGACCUCAAGCGUGAAGACAUUUAUGCUGUUGUUAUGGUUGGUUCUCGCCAGUAUAUUGUUUUCCCUGGAAGAUAUAUCUAUACUCAGAGGCUAAAAGGUGCAAAUGUCGAUGAUAAGAUUGUUCUGAACAAGGUGUUGCUUGUGGGAACAAAAACAACUACCUAUAUUGGAAAACCCAUUGUCACAAAUGCUGUUGUACAUGCUGUUGUUGAAGAGCAGGGAUUAGACCCAAAAGUUGUUGUCUUCAAGUAUAAGAAGAAGAAAAAUUAUCGGAGAAAUAUAGGCCAUCGACAGCCAAAUACAAGAAUAAGGAUUAUAGGCAUCACAGGCUACCAAGAUUAUCCUGUUACUACUCUCGACUCCUAGGAUCACUUGGAUAGGGUUGAAUGCUUUCCAUGAAACUCCGGGGUGAAUGCUUAAUGGAGUUUCUUUCCACGUUCUCUCUUUGUAUGUAUUUCAUUUGUAAAAUAGGGAGUAGAUUGACACAUCCCCUGACAAUCGUUCAUAAAAAACUAAUUCUGUUGCAGUCAUUUAGAAUUUGUUGUCAAAAUCUCUUUUCACAUAUAAUUUCUAAGUCUUCCAUCCCUCAUGCUAUGGUAAUCUGAC